UAACCUGAACUCAAAACCACUCGGUAACGGGGCGGGGCUGAAGUUUCGUUUUUGGGGAAAUGUAAAGUUAACGACCGCGACAAACCGGAAACUGUCAAAACAAGAGCGCGCGAAAUGGAUUUGGAUUUAAGAAAAAAUGAAAAAAAUAAAUAAAAUGUCCUUAAAUUAUCUAGGUAUAAGCCUAUGUGCGUAUUAGUGAACGUUAUAUGCGUGUAUUAUAGUUAAAAAGGUGUAUUUAUUUUUAUAAGAAUAGGCUGGUGGUUUUAAUUUGACAGGAUGAGUAGAAAUCGAAACUUUGGCGGUGCGCUCGUGGUUUGUUUACGCCCGCACGGGGUUUUAUAGACUUCAGCAUCAGAUCAAACCAGACCGGACCCGAGACCCGAGCCAGACCUGGACUGAACCUGGACCAGACCCGAACCAGCUAGACCAGGCGUCUCCAUGGCGACCACUGCACGAUCCUGGGUUCUGCUGCUGCUCGCUGUGAUUGAUCGAUCCGCCUCCUCCACCCUGCCCCCCACCCCUGGUCUCACCCUGGCGCCUCCCCCUGCACCUGCCGUGGUCUCCACUCUGGUGGGCACAGACACUGUCCUGCCCUGCUCCUGGCAGCAGCGCCUGUCGCACCUGUCGCAGUCUGUGCCUCAUGUGCAGUGGUGUUUAGAGUCGUCAGGGCCUGUCCUGGAGCAGAGGGGCUCCGAGCGCUGGGCCAGUCCGGACAUCUCAGACCGAGCUCAGGUGUCUGAGUCUGGGCUGCAGACUGGAGACUGCUCCCUGCUGAUCCAGGACGUGCAGGUGAGCGACGGAGGACAGUACCACGGAUACAUGAUCCUCGACCAGGACCAGACCCAGACCGAGUCCAAGACCAGGACCAAUAUUGGGAUAGGAGUCUUCAUCGGCAGUGUCAAGCUCCUAGUGUUCGAUCAUCGCUUGGUGGAGAACAAACGUCCCGGUGAAAACCUGGUUCUUGACCUGUACACUUCUCACUCCAUGAGCCUGUUCUUCCAGGGCAGUAACAGCUCUGAGUGGAAGCUGCUGUGGACCAGAGACAGAUCAGGACCGGAGUCUCGGGUCCGGCUGGACUCAGAGAAGAACCGGCUCCUCCUGAGGUCUGUGUCCGAGUCCGACCAAGGCAUCUACAAAGUCCUUGACCUGCACGGACUCACUGUGAGCUCCACGCGCCUGUCUGUGGACCAAGGUACAUCUACAGCUCGGGAGUCCAUAAUUGAAGAAUACAGAGGAGAUGGAGUGAAAAUCGACCCGUGUGCUCUGCUCCUCACUGCCUCUCUCUUUGUGGCCUCUCUUUUCCUCCUCUGAAGAAGUCUCUCAUUCUCUUUCUGCCAAAGCCACAACAACACCACAGCAGUUUUCUAUUUAAAACUACUUGUACUCAUGAAGCCAAAGUCCAGAUGAAGCUAAACUACAGCUCAUGAGACGGUCUGAGCAGAGAGAGAAAGGUCCAGUGGUUUGAGUCUCCACAGAUGUUCUGGAGAGUGAAGAGUCCAGAUGUUUGAGUCUCCACAGAUGUUCUGGAGAGAGAAGAGUCCAGAGGUUUGAGUGGACAGUUCGGAGCGCAGGUCUGGAACGAGCUCCUCUCUUCUCUGGUCCUGGGAGGGGCUAAAGUCUGAUGGGGCUCAGAUGUCACAGUUUUUGCUCUCCAACCUGAACGUUUCCUGUUCAGUCCCCUCUGUUGUGUCGUCCUUAGGCAAGACACUUCACCCAACGUGCCUAGUAUGAAUGUGGUGUGUGAGUGUUGGUCAGAGGAGCCUUUGGGAGUGGAGAGUAGAUAAACAAUGCAGAAAUGGUAAAGGGUUUUUGAGUGUCUAUAAAAGCGUAAUAUAAGAGCAUUUUACAAAACGUUUUAGGAAUAGAUUAAUGCAUUUGGUUUGUCGAUCUUUUUCUUCUUCGUUUUAUUUUAUGGCAGGACAGAAGAUUCUAGACUUUGAGUGAAGCUAAAUUCUUUAAGAACAUUUUGUUUCUCUUUAAAAUGUAAAUAACAAUUUAAGUUGAGCUUUUUAGACACGCAAAGACGCUUUAACUGCAUUGUUCUUUCACUCGCAGGUGGUAAGAUACUAUUGUAACCACAGCUGCCCUGAGACAGACUGACAAAUGGGAGGCUGCCAGUCUGCACCAUCUGACCACCACCAACACUCACACACGCACUAUACGCUUUCAUACAUAUGCAUUAUGGGUGAAACAGUGUCUUGCCCAAGGACGCAAUGGCAUGACUGAACUGGAGCAGGAUUGAACCAUAAAUCUUUGAGUUGGUGGGUGAACGCUCGAACUACUGACCCACAGCUGCUCACUUUAAACCUGAUAAGAAACCUUUAAGUUGACAAACUACACAUGGCACUGUGCUGUAUUUUACAGCUGAAUGUCUCCAGGUCACAGAUGGAGAUCUUUCAUUCAAAAGUGCACUGUGUAACUUUUUGUUUGAGAGUCCGUCACCUGCUUGUUUCUAUGGAGAUGUCAUUGCUUGGAAUGUUCCACAGUGUGACAUUAAACAGCUUCAACUGACAUUUAUUCAAUUACAGAUGGUUUUAUGCUCAAAAAUACCUAGAAAAACAGACAUUCUGACUGUGAGUGGGGUCGCCUCUCCACAGAUCUAACUUGUAACUUGUUUUGGUUUGUCUCCAUGAAGAUAGAAAGGUUUAAUGCCAUACAGUCAAACAUUCCAGACAGAGCUGUAACAUCUCCAUGGAGAAAAGCAUUUGAUGGACCCUCCACCAAAAAAGUUACACAGUGCACCUUUAAACUUAAACUGUGUGGGGAAACAUUGAGGGAGUUUACGCCUGUAACCAGUAGGGGGCGUGUGUCUCUGCUCAUGGAAUAUGAUUACUGUUUUGGGAGCCAAGAAAAUCAAAUGUGCACUUUACAUCAGAUACACUGAAAUAGGAAUUAUUAAGUGAAAUGAAAUGACUUGAAUUCAAAAUAUGAAUCUGAAUUUGACAAGUUAAGAUUGAAGUCUAAAGCUCACAUCAGAAGUGUUGAAGAUAUUUUUGCAAUGGCUCAGAAUUUUGUUUGCAAAAAAGACAAUAACAGAGAUAAACCGGUGAAUCAAAACUACCGAAAACGAAAGAUAAAUGAAUGAAUGAAUUCAAGUCUCUUUACAACAUAACAUCAGUUUCAGCUCGAAGAAUGUGAAGAUCUCAGGGUCAUUUGAAAACCAGGAACCAGCCAAAUCACACGUGACAACAAAUACUGUUCUGCAUGAUUUUAAAUGACUAAUUGAAUUCAGAAAACUUUCACUGCGUAUUGAUCCUUCCAAAGUCUUGACUGCAGGCUUUUACUGACAGACAACUGGCUCUGCAGUAAAUCUCUCUGUGGAGCUCAACAGUCCCGCCUACUUUAAAGUCAGCUCCAGUUCCCAAAGUAAACUUUCCAUUCAUUUUUCCCACAGACUUUUCCAAUGAUAUAAAAGAAUGAGAACAUCGUACAUCAGUUACUAGAGAUGGGUGCGUCGGAGGAGAGGGAGCAGCCCAAGAACACAGAGAAAAAUCCCGCACACCGUCUUACUUGCAAAUUGUGAGAUGUAUUAGGACAACACACCACAGACCUUUCCAAAAAUUCAACUAUUAGGAGUUCAUAACCACUGCGAAGGUUAACCAGCUACAUGCUGACUAACAUCCAUAAUGUGGUUGUUUAAAGUUCCAAAAGCACAUUUAAAGGGCCCCUAUUACAGUGUUUUUCAGUGUUUUGUUAUCAGUGGUUACUUUUAAAAUGUAUUUCUCUACAGAUUACAGAUUACAUACCCCAAAAUGUAGUUUGUAACGUAAUCCAUUAAAUUACUUAAAGUGAGUAACGUAAUCUGAAUACUUUGGAUUACUUGAUUUGCUGAAGAGAAGCAAAGACGAGGAAAUCUUCACAUACACAUAAGAUGUUUUGUCUAUUAAAAGAAAAUUAAAAGCCCAGAUUUUACUGAACCAUAUUCAAAAUAUUAUUGAUAGAGGAGGAGGAGACACGGUCCACACAGCAUGGUUUAGUCCUGUUAAAUCCCGGUUGAGACAUAGUUUAGAUCUGGUUUUAGUCCUGGUUUAGUCCUGGUUUAGUCCUGGUUUAGACCUAGUGUAGACCUAGUUUUAGACCUGGUUUGGGCCUGAGUUUAGGCCUGUUUAUACCGGGUUUAGAACUGGUUUUAGACCUGGUUUAGACCUGGUUUGGACCUGGUUUUAGACCUGGUUUAGACCUGGUUUAGACCUGGUUUAGACCUGGUUUAGUGUCCGGCAAUGAGUGGAAUUACCGGGAAAAAAAAAACAAAAAAAAAAGGGAUAUAGUCCAAAAUGUAUAAACAGGAAAAUACCUCUGUGUAAUCCAUUUAUUUCAACAAAGUAACUGUAAUCCAAUUACCACUCACUGAAACAGUAACUGUAACUGAAUAUAGUUACUCAUAAUUUGUACUCUGAUUACAUAACUCCAGUACAUGUAAUCUGUUACUCCCCAACACUGCUUGUUAUAGUGGAGUUUCCUCAUCUCAAACAGACCUGGAGUUGUGUUUUGUUUCAUUCACACUUGUUUAACACACAAACCUACAUAUUUCUUCUCUCAUACAGAAAACCCUGCUCCAGCUUGGAUGUUAUGUGGCAAUACAAGAAGUGCAUCAUUUUAGCCCUGGAUUUGCCUGUUGAAAACUUGACAACUAUCAUUUCAUGACAUCACAAGGUAGAACAGAGCGUUUUGAGCUUUGGAGAUGUAGACAGACUAAUAAUAAAGAGUUACUCAAACAUGUGUGAAUGAAACGAAACACAACUCCAGGUCUGUUUUUGAGGAGGGAACAACAUUAUAAUAUGGCUUAAAGCUCAUAAGAGACAAUUUUACAUAAUAUAGGCCAGUUAAAAUACAAGAUUCUCUGAAAUGUUUUAAUACCUUAACAGAUUUUAAAUACAUUUAUGGGUCUUGCAGUCACAGAGCUGAUUAGUCCUGAGCUUUAAGCAUUCAUUUUUUUGGAGAGACUAUGAUAAAAACUUGCUUUGGGAGCCAGGAGGAGGCCAGUCACUGUUGAGCUCCAUUAAAAAGAGCCAAGCUGGACCAUUGGAUUGUUUGAAAUUGGACUGACAAUUACAUCGAUUUCAAUUCCAGUUCCAUUUUGAUUCAGUUCCACCGCAGCCCCAUCAGCAGUGGUGGAAGAAAUACUCAAUUUUGUGAUUAAAGUAAAAGUACAGAUACUAGAGCAAAAAAAACACCUAAGUAAAAACAUCACGAAAAAAGUAAAUGUAUUAAAAUACAGUUUAAAAAUGUAGUAAAAAGUAAAAGUAUUUGACGCUGAUUUUUAGUUCUAAGAAUGCUUCAAAUGUAGUGAUUUUGAUAAAGAUUUGUGUUUUGUUCAACAGAAACAUUUGAAUCAUUUUUUUUCCCCUAGCUGUUUUUAUUUGUAUAUUUUUGUUCGCUCAACUUAUGACAUUGAUAAAAAAUAAACCCACAGGCUUUUAAGAGGUUGCAGACAGUAAUAAAAAUGCAUUUACUUUUGAUUCCUGUUCAUAAAUAUAGUCGAGUGUAAAGCUGCUCUCAAAUAUAGUGAAGUAAAAGUAAAACACAUCCUCUUUAAAAUGUACUCAAGUAAAGUACAGGUACUAGGGGUGGAACAAGAUACAAUUUCCUCAAGAAGAUUCAUUUUCAGCAUGUGCAUGAUAGUGUGACAAUUUUGUCUUGUGAGAUCUUGUGGCACGAGAUCUUGUCCCAUCCCUAACAGAUAUAUAUAUAUAUAUAUAUAUAUAUAUAUAUAUAUAUAUAUAUAUAUAUAUAUAUAUAUAUAUAUAUAAUAUAUAUAUAUAUAUAUAUAAACUUAUGUACAGUAUUUUUCUACUUUUACUUUGUUAGGUUCCACCACUGCACUAACAUUAGAAACAUCCAUAUUUUAAAACAAGGUAAAUACUGUAGUUGUAUUGUGUGUUCAGAUUCAAGUCAUUUGAACUCUUGAGAGAUGCAUUUGGCAGUUAACACUUUUGGUUUCAUUACUUCUGUGCAAUAAUAAUAUCAUAAUAUUUUGUGUUGAAUCAUUCCAGGUUUGUACUGAUGUGCAGUUUGGCUGUGAAGUUGCAUUUGUUUUGUAGCACUUUUCUGUAACAUGGGUUUAAAAGCAAAGUCAUUUUAAUCAUUCUGUUUUUAAUUUUGAAAUAAAUUAUUAAUGAAUAUG
This is a messenger RNA of Boleophthalmus pectinirostris (great blue-spotted mudskipper), 6124 nucleotides long. RefSeq lists its product as uncharacterized. Bases 439 to 1311 code for a protein of 290 amino acids. Gene Ontology annotation, biological process: negative regulation of T cell proliferation; immune response; positive regulation of T cell proliferation. The record is from RefSeq and is a predicted model, not a curated record. The transcript has 8 exons. Lineage: Eukaryota; Metazoa; Chordata; Actinopteri; Gobiiformes; Gobiidae. Gene Ontology annotation, cellular component: external side of plasma membrane.